Helobdella robusta is the source of this 1629-nucleotide messenger RNA. RefSeq lists its product as hypothetical. The coding region runs from base 1 to 1629 and encodes 542 amino acids. Gene Ontology annotation, biological process: long-chain fatty-acyl-CoA metabolic process. NCBI's taxonomy places the organism in Eukaryota, Metazoa, Annelida, Clitellata, Rhynchobdellida, Glossiphoniidae. The record is from RefSeq and is a predicted model, not a curated record. Gene Ontology annotation, molecular function: alcohol-forming very long-chain fatty acyl-CoA reductase (NADP+) activity. Gene Ontology annotation, cellular component: peroxisome. The transcript is spliced from 14 exons.
AUGUCUUCUAGUGAUAUUGAUAACAGCAUCAAAAACAUUAAAAUCAGCAAUAGUGGUGCACUGGGAAAUGACGAUGAACAGUCAGAAAUAGCCAAUUAUUAUGCAGGUAAAACUAUCUUUAUAACAGGAGCCUCUGGUUUCAUUGGCAAGCAAGUUUUGGAAAAGUUACUGAGAAGUUGUGGAGGAGUCAAGGCCAUUUAUGUCUUAAUGAGGUCGACAAAAAGGCACACUUCCAGUGAGAGAUUGCAGUUAAUGCUUAACUCCAAACUGUUUCAUAGAAUGACAGAGUUAGACGGUGAGCUAGUCAACAAGGUUUUUGUGUUGGAAGGUGACAUAUCUAAACCUCAUUUGGGCCUGAGGGAUGCUGACAUUCAGAAAAUUAUCAGUCAAGUUAAUGUGGUAUUUCAUCUUGCUGCUACUGUUAGCUUUACUGAACCAAUGAGGGUAGCAGUGAGUCUCAAUAUAGUUGGCCUUAGAUCGAUGCUUGAGUUAUGCAAACAAAUUCAACAUCUUCAGGCCUUAGUGCAUGUAUCAACUGCAUAUGCAAACUGUACCCGGAGUCACAUCGAGGAAACCAUCUAUCCUCCUCCCGUCUUUCCUAAAAAAAUUCUCCAUGUUGCUGAAUGGAUGUCAGACGAUGUCUUCCAAUUGAUCACGCCGAUGGUUCUUGAGAAGCACCCAAACACGUACACAUUCACCAAAUCCAUUGCUGAAACCCUUCUCAUCCAGGAACGAGGUACUCUCCCUGUGGCCAUCUACCGGCCGUCCAUAGUCACUGCGUCUUUUCAGGAACCAUUUCCUGGCUGGGUGGAUAAUUUGAAUGGUGCCACUGGGGUGCUUACUGCUGUAGGUAGUGGUUUUUUGAAAUCCGUAUAUGGCAUAGGUUCCUUGUCAGCCGAUCUCGUGCCGGUUGACCUCGUUGCCAACUCCAUCAUUGCUGUCGGCUGGAAACUUGCCUCUCAGAAGAAUCCAUCAUCAGAGGUGCCGGUGUACAACUUUACAUCUGGAACCAGAAAGCCAAUAACAUGGAAUGAAGUUGGAAUUCAUUUGACCGAUAUAUUCAGAAGAUUCCCAAUGGACAAUCCCACAUCUAUCCCGAAAGCGUUUGUGACCAAUAAUCGACUCACUCACGCAUACUUCCUUCGCAUUGAGAUAUUCCUGAGGUUGAUGGCUCUCGAUUUCAUUAGGAGACUUUGUGGACAUAAACCUAGACUGUUGAGAAUCCACGGUAAUGUGAUUAGACUGAUGAACGUGAUGGAGUACUUCACAUCAAAUGAGUGGACAUGGUCGACUGAUAAUGUUGAUAAGUUGUACGGGAGUAUGAACAGGCGAGAUAGGCAGCUGUUCAACUUUGACCUUCGACGUGUACACUGGCCGACCUACUUGGAAUCCUACUGCAUCGGCAUACGUCAGUACACUCUACACCAGGACCUCAAGAACCUUCCAACCGCCAGGAAGACUCUAAAGUGGCUGCUGAUAGCAAGAAGAUUGAUGCUGAUAACCUCCUUCCUGGCUCUCUUUAGAAUUUUUGUUGGCCGGUUUGAGGUGAUAAGUAGCAUGUGGAGGUUUUUCACAAGCUUCAUAUACGGUGUCUUCAAUAAGAUGCCGUGGUUUAUCAAGGCCCGUUAA